AUGUCAACUUGGAGAUUUUCACAAAUAAACUUUUUCUAUCUUGAAAACGUUGAAUCAUUUGUUCCAGAAGCCCGAUAUGCCCAUAGCGUCACUCUAGUUGACAAUAAACUUUAUUUCUUUGGUGGACAAGUCUCGGAAAUAAAUCAAGGGCAAGAACUUUUUCAUCUUUAUGAUGAAUUGUUUUACCUUGAUGUUUCAAAAACUUUCAACAUUGAGUUUCCAUCAUGGAAGGGUCUUACAGCAUCUAAACGCGUUCCUGUGAGAAGUUCAUGGACUACAUCAUCGGUUGGUGUCGGAAUAAUGUCGGAUAGAUCAACUAUUUAUCUAAUUGGCGGUUUGAUGUAUAUAACUGAUCAAAAUGCCAUAGUGACAGACAUAGUUUAUGCGUUUGAUACAAAAUCUCAACAAUGGAAGUUACCUGUGACUAAUGGUACGAGACCAAAUAGGCGACGAGAGGUUCAGGCUGUUUCAGAUAAUACGGGUAAAAUACAUUAUUUUGGUGGGAGAUCUGAUUAUACUACUACAGGAUCUCCGACAGAAAAUGUAAUACGCUAUAAUAUUUUGAAUAUUUUGGAUACUUCACAAUUAUCUUGGUCUAUUGGCUCUAUGGUUAAUGCUCCUUCACCACGUGAAGGUUAUAGUGCAACCCUUUUCAUAAAUUUAAUUAUUUUUAUUGGUGGAAAAGAAAAUAGUUAUGAGGGACAACCUUUUCGUCUCGUGAAUAUAAGUCAGAUUCCAAUGUACGAUACUCAAUCUUCAACGUGGUAUUUAAUGAUUGCUGGAGGAGCAAACGUAGGCAAUCGCUAUUUUCACUCUGCAAUUUUAGCUCAAAAUGAUUUCAUAAUAGUAUACGGCGGCACAAGCGAAAGUGACCUUCCUGCAUCACAACAAUUAAUUGCUCUUAACACAACUUCAUCACCAUAUCAAUGGAUAGCACCAAAAACGUCUUGUAUUUCACUUUACGCGAUACCGCCACCUUUAUCACUACAUUCAGCCACGUUUAUUGAGAAAUAUAUGAUUAUUGCUUUUGGCAACAUUACAAAUGCUAGAAACAACACAAACCCAAAUAUUUAUUUACUUGACACUACCAACUGGACUUGGGUUACUACCUUUAAUCCAUCUAAUCCUUUUAGUCCCGCACUUAAAAUAGGUAUAAUAAGUGCAGUCAUUGGAGUUACGGUUUUCAUCCUAAUUAUCGUAGCACUCAUCAUAAUUCUACACAUAAGAGCACGAAAAAAAAAUAAUGGUCGAGACCUUCCAUCUACCAAAAACCCACCACCAUCAAGUUUCAGAAAUUCAACAUCUAAUCCAUUUUCGAAUAUCCAAGAAGUCAUACCUACUUCUUAUGAUGACCCUAGAUUUUCAUAUAUUAGACAUAAACCUAAUUCUAAUCCUUUGUUGAGAUCUUAUUCCAUUUUGAAAAAACGUGAUGAUGAAUAA
This is a messenger RNA of Scutellospora calospora, 1440 nucleotides long. The record is from the annotation of a GenBank genome assembly. Lineage: Eukaryota; Fungi; Glomeromycota; Glomeromycetes; Diversisporales; Gigasporaceae.